This is a messenger RNA of Teleopsis dalmanni, 2150 nucleotides long. Its product is annotated as RNA-binding protein 45-like. Gene Ontology annotation, molecular function: RNA binding. The transcript is spliced from 12 exons. The coding region runs from base 404 to 1711 and encodes 435 amino acids. The record is from RefSeq and is a predicted model, not a curated record. NCBI's taxonomy places the organism in Eukaryota, Metazoa, Arthropoda, Insecta, Diptera, Diopsidae.
UAUUAACGAUUCCAUAGUUAAUGUCUUGUUGCCUCCUAUGCAGUCUAUGGCCUCACCAAAUGAACCUAUGGCACAACGUUUGUUUAUUGUUUUGGCUGGAAGUGUGCCUGUAUCCAUACUAAAAAAUGUAUUUAGUUGCUGGAAAGGAUUGAUUAAUAUCUAUAUGCUGCCUAAUAAGAACUGUGGAUACGUUAAGUAUGCUGACAAGGACAGCGCUCAACAAGCCAUACAGGUCCUUCACGGUGCAGAAAUUUGCGGAGUUAAACUUAAAGUUUUAGAAGCUGAAGAACACAACUAUGGUGAUGAGGCCAAUAGAAAACGUUUACGUAGCAACUGAAUAUCGCAAUCUCGUGAUGGAGGCCGUGGUGUUGGUAAAGAUUAUUCGAAUGACGAUGAUCCUCCAAUGUCAAGACUAUUCAUAAUAUGUAAUAAAUCGCACAAUGAGGACGAUUUCCGUGAGGCGUUUUCCCAAUUUGGAGAAAUUGAAGAUAUUUGGAUUGUUAAAAAUAAACAUACGCAUGAAAAUAAAGGCAUUGCUUAUAUUAAAUUUGCGAAAACAUCAGAUGCAGCUAAAGCCCAAGAGGAAAUGAAUGGAAAAACAAUUGGAAAUAUUGAUCGAACACUGAAAGUUUUAGUUGCAGCGAAUCGCAACCAAGGUUCGAAUAAAUCUGAUAAUGAGCAUGAGAAAUACGUACGUUUGUUUAUUGUAUGCUCAAAGCAAGCAACUGAGGAGGAAUUGCGUGAUGAAUUCAGUAAAUAUGGUGAUGUUGAACGAAUUACCAUUGUGAAAGAUAAAGCAACUGGAAACCCCAAAGGUUUUGGUUAUGUGCGAUACUCAAAGUUUUAUCACGCUGCUCUAGCUUUUGAAAAUUGUUCACCCAAAUACAAAGCAGUUUUUGCAGAGCCAAAAGGUUCACCACGCACACAACGGGACAACCAUGGUAGAUCAAAUGAUGACAAUUCAGGGUUUACCAGUAAUAGUAGAAAUAAUAAUAAUUUUAAUAAUGGCAGUAAUUACAACAAUGAUUGGAAAUUUAAUUGUUCGAGUAAUAAUGAAAUGUCACAAUUUCUUCGUAUGCAGAGCUUACCUGCAUCUCAACCAACAUGUUUGGAGGUUAUUGCCAGCAAUCUUGUUAAUCAGGAUCAAUUAUGGCGUUUAUUUGAUAUAAUACCUGGUUUGGAUUAUUGUCGAAUUACUAGGGAAUAUGGCCCUAGAACAAACGAGGUUACGGUUGCCUACGAUAAUCCAGAAGCAGCUGCUUAUGCCAAGAAUAAAUUGCAUGGAUUAGAAUUUCCGAUUGGCGAGCGAAUUAUUGUCAAAUUAGCUGGAAUGAAUAACACACGUAUGGAUUCGUCGUUAAUAGACCGAAGUGCAAAUAACGAUUCUAUAGUCAAUGUAUCAUUGCCUCCUAUGCAACCCAUGGCCUCACCGGAUGAACCUGUGGCGCAACGUUUAUUUAUCGUUUUGGCAGGAAACGUACCUCUAUCAAUACUCAAAAAUGUAUUUAGUUGUUGGAAAGGAUUGAUUGAUGUCUAUUUGUUGCGUAAUAAGAACUGUGGAUACGUUAAGUAUGCUGAAAAGGACAGUGCACAAAAAGCUAUACAAGUCCUUCACGGUGCAGAAAUUUGCGGAACAAAACUUAAAGUUAUGGAAGCUGAAGAGCGCAACGUUGGAGACGGCAACAGUAGAAAGCGUUUACAUAGCAAUUGAAUACAAUACCUACAAAUUUAAUACGAAAUUAAUAGUAAAGAGACUUACUGAGCACACUUAAUCGCACUUCAAAUAUUGAUAAAAUCAAUGUAAAAAUCUGACGAACCCUUAAGGUAAAAUAUGCUACAUAUGGACAAGACUAAAACCAAAACGAAAUAAACGGAGACGACGGAAUCGAAAAUAUCAAUUGAAAUCAACGUUUUUCUACAAGAAAGGAACAAAGUAGAGAACGAUUUGAGCUAACUUAGUAUGGAAUUUACUGAAAUAAUGAUUUACAACUCAACAAACACUGAAUGAAAGAACAAACUACUUACUUAAGACUUUUACUUUUAAUACUUAAUUCAUUUCAUAAAUAAUUAUGUCUGUAUUUAAAGAUUCAUUUUGGGAUUUGCAUGUGGUUCGUUUUUUUAACCAUUAAAAGUACUUCAUAAUACUCAGA